Messenger RNA from Coregonus clupeaformis (lake whitefish), 1270 nucleotides. Its product is annotated as endothelin-2-like. Gene Ontology annotation, molecular function: hormone activity; endothelin B receptor binding. Gene Ontology annotation, cellular component: extracellular region. NCBI's taxonomy places the organism in Eukaryota, Metazoa, Chordata, Actinopteri, Salmoniformes, Salmonidae. The record is from RefSeq and is a predicted model, not a curated record. The transcript is spliced from 5 exons. Gene Ontology annotation, biological process: regulation of vasoconstriction; intracellular calcium ion homeostasis; vein smooth muscle contraction. The coding region runs from base 85 to 564 and encodes 159 amino acids.
AGAAGACAGCUGGGAUAAUUUGCCAAAGCGCAUUUAAGGAUAUUAUACUUCCCCGUGAGCUCUACAAACAGACCAACAGCAACCAUGUCAGCACACGCCAGCCUGCUCCUUCUCAUCACUGUGUGUGUGUCCAUGCAGGAAGGAUUUGGACUUCCGCUGUCAGAGAGGCCUAAGUCCAGUGAUCUGGCUCCACCUCACAGAGUGCGGACCAAACGCUGUGCCUGCAACAACCAGCUGGACUCUGAAUGCCACUACUUUUGCCAUCUCGACAUCAUCUGGGUCAACACACCAAGUAAGACUACUGUUUACGGCUUGGGCAGCCCUCUGUCGCGUCGCCGUAGGUCCGCCGGUCGCUGUGUGUGUGCCGACUCUGACGACCACACCUGCACCAGCAUGUGCCAGGACAGCUCAUAUAACUCUUCACCGCAGAGCGCCAUAAAGAGCUCUCGUGCCAACCUGUUGACUUUCUUUAGAUCUAUGGUCAGAGCCUCUGAGAGAGCCAGGGGAUGGGCCUUCCCACCCAGGAAGGAAGCAGCCGGGGCCCCUGGGCUUCAUGAGCGCUAAAUGACAUGGCGUGAGGAGAGAAGAGUCAGCACCAGAACAAAUGACACUCCUCUAACGUGGAGAGGAGCAGAACAAAGGGCUGCUGAGAGAGAGACGUGUCACAUGCAGGAAGGCCACAGACCGGUGGGACUGCCUGACUAUUUGUCUGUUUGCACCCAGAAAUAGAGGGUGGAAAACAAAAUGUGACAGAGGCCUGAAGACUGAGAAUAGACGCUAGAUCCAAACCUUGAGGGAUGGAUCAGGCAUGAUGCAUACAGGCUAUUUGUGCAGCAAAAUAGUUAUUUUAGUGGCUGGAGGGACAAGGGUGGUCCAUGCUACUGGCUGACUCUGGCCAGGUAACCAUAGAGGAGAGAACUGAUGAUGUGUUUAUGCUGGUUGUCUGUGUUCAAAACAGUGGCAGACCAUUGCUGUCAUGAUGGAAAGAAUGUAACAGGAGAAUAUGACUGACAGGCUACUGAUACGAUCAUCAAAAUUAUGAAUGAGAUAACCACUGUGUUUUUCUCAUUCUUUUGCCUUUAUUUGAUUGUACAAUAACAACAUAUUAUGAUUGCUAUGCAGGUUAUUCAUCAGGGAAAAUGACUGAGGUCAUUUAAAGGUGCAAUGUUUAGGAUUGUUUAGGAUUAUACACUGAGCAUACAAAACAUUAAGAACACCUUCCUAAUAUUGAGUUGUAAAGUUGACUGGAUGUCCUUUGGGUGGUGGACCA